Molecule: messenger RNA, 1350 nt
Organism: Vanessa tameamea
Lineage: Eukaryota; Metazoa; Arthropoda; Insecta; Lepidoptera; Nymphalidae
Gene: NGR-A9
Product: cholecystokinin receptor type A-like
Exons: 10
Coding region: 4-1350 (448 amino acids)
Biological process (GO): neuropeptide signaling pathway
Cellular component (GO): plasma membrane
Molecular function (GO): neuropeptide receptor activity
Source: RefSeq, a predicted model, not a curated record
AAAAUGGAAUCCAACAUAACUCUGUACAACGCCAGUUCGUUAGUAAGGAAAGCAACUUCGAGCGUCACAAAUGUCACCGUUCGGAACGUCAGUAUCGCGAGCAACGCAUACGAGUGGCGUUUCGUGCUACCUCCGUAUUUCCUGAUCUUCAUGCUCUCGAUAUCUGGAAACUGCCUCGUGAUAGCAACACUGGCGAGCAAUAGACGAAUGAGGACAGUCACGAACGUGUAUUUGUUGAAUUUGGCAAUAUCAGAUUUCCUGCUGGGAGUAUUCUGCCUCCCUUUCACACUCGUCGGACAAAUAUACAGGCGUUUUCUGUUUGGCGCCGCGCUUUGCAAGUUAAUACCAUUCCUACAAGCUGUAUCAGUCUCCGUGGAUGUCUGGACUUUAGUAGCAAUAUCUUUGGAGAGAUACUUCGCAAUAUGCAGACCGUUGAAGUCGAGAAAAUGGCAGACACAAUGUCACGCGUACAAGAUGAUUGCAAUGGUGUGGGUUUUCUCCGUCGCUUUGAACUCACCGAUUUUGAUUGUUUCAACUCUACAGCCUAUGAGAGGAAACGCUUACAAAUGCAGAGAAGUUUGGUCCGGCCUAGAGUUGGAGAGGGCGUUUAAUCUGGGUCUCGACGCUGCCUUGCUGCUGGUGCCGUUUUUCAUCAUGUCCUUCGCGUACUCCCUCAUUGUCAAGAAACUUUGGCGAGGGAUGAGACAUGAAAUACAACACAACUUCAACUGGCAGAAACAUCUAUCAAGAGACGGUUCUUGCAAAGCCAAUCAUUUACCACCAACAACGCCUAUCCUGCAAGGAAACGGAACAGAAAUGUGCUGCAGGAAUGGGUGCAAUACGAAAAAACUAACCAAGGACAGUGAACAAAAAAUGGAACAAAACUCAGAAAAAAAGACGCAGAACUGUUGUAUACACACCGAAUUUGAAUUCAGGCAUGUUGUGAGAUCAACUCACAUAGACAAAAGCAUCGAAGCGAAGCGAAAGGUCAUUCGAAUGCUGUUCGUGAUCAUUUUAGAGUUCUUCGUGUGUUGGACACCUCUGCACGUCAUCAAUACGAUUUAUCUCUUCUACCCUGAGGAGCUGUACCAGUAUAUUGGGUCAAAGGGAAUCGUGUCCCUGCAGCUCCUCGCUUACUGCUCGUCCUGUUGCAACCCAAUCACAUAUUGCUUCAUGAAUAGAAAGUUUCGUCAAGCCUUCAUUUGUCUUUUCAAGAAUUGCAAGCUAUUGCGGUGCUGCUUUCCACAGAAAUCAGAAAGUGGGAAACAGGUGACUCCGCCGCCGUCGAGCCAGGAGGUUACGGCGUGCGUUAUAAGGGGCAGCCACACUGGACGCACAGGUUCCACUUGA